Molecule: messenger RNA, 865 nt
Organism: Owenia fusiformis
Lineage: Eukaryota; Metazoa; Annelida; Polychaeta; Sabellida; Oweniidae
Source: the annotation of a GenBank genome assembly
AGGCCAAUAAACACUGAAGAACAGAAUCACAUAAUUGGUCAAAAUGGAUGCAAAAUCAAAGAGAAAGAAAAUGAAUGCAGUGCAUAUAGCCAUCCUUAAAGAAAAAGAGACCUGUAAAAUCUUGGUUGAAAACCUAAGCAUACAAUAUAUACUAAACCAAUUGGACCAGGCAGAUAUAUUAGACUUUACAACUAAAGAAAAGAUCAACAAAACACACAGCUUCAAUGAUAAAGUGGCAAUUUACCUUGACUGGUUCAUAGUGAAUGGAAAGGAUGGUGACUUUGAACAUUUUGUGGAAGUAUUGCAAAAUAACUGUGAAUCACACUUGGCACAACUUCUGCUUGAUAAACUGGAGAGUGGCGAGAUUUCCAAAGUUGUUGAAGAUACAACACUUCCAGAAGAUGUCCUUCAAAGAGCAGUGUCAGAAAAAGAUCUGAUGCGACUCUCUAAACACGUUGGUAACAAAGGCUAUGAACUCGGACAAUUACUAAACAUGAGCAGUGGAGAAAUUCAAACACACUUAAUGCAAAACGCUAUGUACCCUUCUGCAGGGAUCAACUCAAUGUUGGUCUCUUGGAAACAGAAACAGGGAAGUAAAGCCAAAGUGGGGGAUAUCAUCGCCAUCUUUGAGGAAUUGGAGAUCCCAAGUGAAGAGUACAUCAAUGUAUUCCGUUGAAGAAUUAUACAAAUGUUUCCCUGUGAAUAGAUGGCGUUUAUGGAAAUAACCUUGACCUUUAUACCAACUGAAGGUAUUUUUUACUAACUAAACGAUAGCAUUGAUUUUGCUGAUAUUAUUUAUAAGUGUACAUGUACACUUUGAUGUUGCUGGUAGCUCCACUAUAUACAGCCAUAUGGAUUUGAUAUA